AUGUUGACGAUCGGACUGUUCCCUCAGCAGUGGCUGCAGGCUAAAAGUCUCCGGCUUGUUCGUCAGUCAGAUAUCCCAUCCAUUCUUACCCCGGGCCAGGCCUGUGGCUACACGGAGGACGCCCUGGGUGUGCUCCUCAAGCCCCCCCCCCCCAGGGACACAACCCUGGGGCCAGCCUAUUUCUCUUUUCUGUAGUCAGAAAAGAGUUCUGCACAGAAGUAUAGAGUCCACUUCGGCAACAUGACAGUGAAGGAGGGACCGGGUCCCGGACAAUAUUACCCUGAAAUAAAACUAGAAAUGCACUGUGAGAAUGUGAACCUUCAAAAGGAGCAGAAAGGCAGCAGAGCUGAGCUUAUCAUCCCUCGCUGCCACGAACUGGUGCCCAAGCAAGAAGAAAAGAAGGGAGUUCCUGGUCCGGGCCAUUACUACAUCAGAAGUCAGUUUGAGAAGCCUGCCAAGUCCAGUGGUAACCUGCCAAAGGUCACGUGCCCCUUCCUCUCUCAGACCGAGAUGGGUUCCGGGUCCUAUAAUAUGUCCGAGCAUGGUUUAGCCCCUGAGAGUUUUAAAAAGGCAGUUUUAGAAAGAACCAGGAUGGGAGGCGUUGGCUCCACUGCUCAACGCAAUUCCCUCUUCCACAACAAAGAAUCGACAGAGACCCCGAGUCCAGGACAAUAUGAGACAGAAAAGAAGACAGUGGAGCGCUACAAAAAACAGCAAACGGCGGUUUUCAAAUCAGCCACAGAACGUCUGGCCCUGCUGGCUAAAGAUAUCCCUCCACCCAACAGUUACAACGUGAGUCAGACAUUUGAAAAGGCUAAUGGCCGCUCUUACUUAGAACCUCAAAAUGAAGCAGCUAAGCGACGACAGAGCUGCUUCCUCUCUGCUGCGCCACGGGAUAAUUUCUUCCUGCAAUGUGACCCCACUUGUGAAAUCUUUCCCACAUCGAGAGAACAUCGAUUCAAAGUGGACACAAACCCUGGACCAGGUGCUUAUCAGCUGAGUCCAGGCAUCAUGAACACAGUACUGAAGGGCACCUUCAAUGUGACGCUUAACAGCCCUCUGGGUCACUGCUGUUCCCCCCGUGUGGCCCCUGGCCCUUUAACGGCCCACAAGACCGCCAACACCUUCAUCGCCACCAGCACUUCUUAG
This is a messenger RNA of Anarrhichthys ocellatus (wolf-eel), 1149 nucleotides long. It is a transcript of the gene stpg2, whose product is annotated as sperm-tail PG-rich repeat containing 2. NCBI's taxonomy places the organism in Eukaryota, Metazoa, Chordata, Actinopteri, Perciformes, Anarhichadidae. The record is from RefSeq and is a predicted model, not a curated record.